Trichobilharzia regenti is the source of this 1211-nucleotide messenger RNA. Lineage: Eukaryota; Metazoa; Platyhelminthes; Trematoda; Strigeidida; Schistosomatidae. The record is from the annotation of a GenBank genome assembly.
CAAGUUGUCUCCACCAAAAGACGAUAUUUUAAUCCGAGAAUCAUGAUAAAUUACUAACGCUCAAUGGACAUUUCAUAUAACACAGAAAAACUUCCAACAACUUCGUCUGGAUAUACAUCGAGUCACCACAAAGCACAAAGACGUUUAAAACUCCUGCAUGAGCUUGAAGAUCGUAAACUUCAACUGAAUCAUGAUCGUUUAGCUAAAGCACAAAACAAGGUUUGCCGACAACUUGACUUACAACGUUUACAAUUUACACGAAGAUUUUCAGAAUCAAGUUUUAAUCCUUCUUUACUUACAGAAGAAUUAUCACCGAAAUUAUCAACAGUUGAUAGUACAACUUCAGAUAACAAGAGAAUAAGACAAAGAAAACAGAAUUCUUUCACUACUGAAGGUCAUAAUCCUCCUCCUCCUCGACGUCGUCUACGUUCUCAUGAAGAUCUAGAAGAAGAUAGUUUAGACUAUCCUCCUUUUUGGUUGAGAUUACGUUCUCUGGGUGUGCCUUCCGAUGAAGACAUAUUCCUUGCAGCAUUGGCAUGCAAAAGUAUGAACAUCAAUGAGAAACACAAACUAGACUGUGAUGAUGUCUUUGAACCUGUAUCUCAUCUAACCGAUGGAAGUCGAACUUCAAGAGGAAAUCAAAUCACUUCCAGUACACAACGUUCUUCCAGUGUCACAGGAGUAUAUGAGGCAUCUGAUAAUAAACUACUCAGUGCAAAAGGGUUAAAACGUUCUGCUAGUUUAGAAAAUAAAAAGCCUGACUGGUUAUUGGCAUUAUGUCAGAUGAAACGUGAAAAACUCUCUCGUCUUAAUUGUAAUACUCAAGAAGAAAUAGCUGCACUAGUUAGUGGUAAUAAAUUCUAUGAUUCGAAACGAUGUCAUGUAUUUAAUGUGAAAUAUCGACCACGUAACUAUCGUCUUAUUAAAUCGCACAGACAUACUGUUGUCGGUAUGACAAAUGAAUUUACACGAAUAUAAAUUAUGGUGAAAACAGAGGUCAUUUUUAAGAACUGUGCCUUUUUUGUGACGACAAGUGGGUGUGUGUGUGUGUGUCAGUUUUCACUUUUUUGUAGUAUUUUUGAUAUAUAUUUGCAUAUACGCAUACAUGGUAGUGAGUUUCCUUUUUUGUUUUUCAUCUACGUUAUUAAACAUGUAUGAUGUAAUCUAAAUUUCAACCUUAAUGAAUAUAUCUGUUCAUACUGUUGUCUAAA